AUGGCUUUCAAGUCUGGCUGUUCAACCUUUGUGGUUGUGCUGUCGGCGAUUUCACUGGCCUUCCUUAUCAUUGCAACUAUUACCGCUCCGGCGACUAGCCUUUCGUUGGCCGAGGCUGAAGGGCUACGCUAUGGUGUAUUUGGCUAUUGCUACACCGCCAACGAUACGUGUGUCACUGGAGAUCCUUCCUACUCGGUGAGUGAUCUGACACAGUUGACUGACUGGACGAUGGAUGACAACGCUAGGGAUACGCUUGUCAAGAUCUUGAUAGUCACCCCCGUUGCUGCUGGAUUGACACUGAUAUCGUUGAUCUUCAACGCCCUGGGCCACUUUAGAGUGUUUGGAAGCUCAACCGUGUUCUAUGCCAUUGCCUUUGUCUUUGCGCUACUGGCCUUUUUCGCCGCUGCGAUCACGGUGAUUGUUACACUAUUGUUGUUCUACCCUCAUGUGAUGUGGCCUUCGUGGAUCCUCAUCGGCUCUGGUGUCUUGAACCUCGUGUCAGUGCCAUUGGUGUUCUUUGCAAUGAGAGCUGGUCCUCAUUCCACUGAUGACGACGACGAACAUGACGUUGACUUGGACGACUAUGACGGUAACAUUACAGAUUUGACCGAUGGCGAUAACUUCAAGAACAAUUCAUCGUUCAAGAUGAACGAUUUCUCAAGUAUUUCAAAGAAUGAUAAUUACUCAACAGAGAAAUUUUCAGGUCCUUCUGCGAUUAAGGUGGUUACAGACGACUCUUCAUUCAGUGGUAGUAACCAGGAGAAAGUCUCUAUGCAUGAUUACUCCAAGCCUAUUGACAUGGAAUCUCAAAAUUACAGAUCUUAUAGUUAUGGAACUGCAACGGGGACUGCAACAGCAGCAGCAGCAGCAGCAGCAGGCACCAUAGGAAAUACAACGACAUCGACGGCAGCUCAACCACAAUCUCAUCGUGCAAAUGCCGGGUUUCCUCCAGCUCCUGAGAACAACAACGCAUUGGAAGAAGGUGCACCAAACUUGGUUUCUUCUACAAAUUACAACAGAGGAGGUGCUGUUCGUACCGAGGCCCCAAAAUUCCAAUCCCAAUCCGCUAGACCUGAAUACAGUAUCACAACUGCAAACUCGUCUGCUGAAAUCUAUCCAUCUGCUCAGUACGGCGUGAGUGAGCUCAAUGCUUCCCAACAGCAGGUCUCUAACGAAUCAUCCGCACCUUAUCCUCUUUCUAGGCUUGACCAGACCGAUUCUAGUAACUUGAAUUCACUCAGGGAAGACGAUUAUAACGAAAUCAACGAUGAUGGAUCGGAUUUCACCUCUGUUUCACAGCGUGCUGCCAAUCCAAGAUACUACAGAGGAAUGCAGUCCAAUGGGCCAUCACUCUUCCAGAACCAACAGCAGCUUCAAGAUGGUGCACAGAUUGCUGGUGACUACCAACAAAACUAUCAACCAUAUUCUAAGGGACAAGCUCAGCACGGACCUUCUCAGUAUGGACCUUCUCAGUAUGGACCUUCUCAGCACGGACCUUCUCAGUAUGGACCUUCUCAGCACGUGCCUUCUCAAUAUGGACCUUCUCAGUACGUGCCUUCUCAAUAUGGGCCAGCUCAAUCUGGACCAUCUACCCAAUAUGUACCGCAACAACAGUUCUCAGGUGUACCGCAACAGCAGCAACCACAACAACCACAACAACCACCUCAAGUUGAUGCUUCAGAUUACUUGUUAUCUCAUAAUCCAGAUUUCCAAGUUGGGGGAUCUGCCUACCCAAAGCAGUCUGCAAAGAAAUCUAUGGGAAUUCCAUCAUCCUCUGGUGGUUAUCGCCCAGCCUAUAAGAGACUCCAAAAUUCUUCAAAGGGUCUACCUGCGGCAUCAUUGUCCAAUGAUAGUCCUUACAACAUUCGUUAA
Messenger RNA from Williopsis jadinii, 1872 nucleotides. It is a transcript of the gene DCV1, whose product is annotated as Dcv1p. Gene Ontology annotation, cellular component: plasma membrane; growing cell tip; cell division site. The coding region runs from base 1 to 1872 and encodes 623 amino acids. The record is from RefSeq and is a predicted model, not a curated record. NCBI's taxonomy places the organism in Eukaryota, Fungi, Ascomycota, Saccharomycetes, Phaffomycetales, Wickerhamomycetaceae. The transcript has a single exon.